UUUGCAGCGAGUGUUUACAUUAUACUAUGCUCUGUCUCAACCAUAAUAGUUGUGAUGGCCACAAUACAAAGAGCAAGGUAUUUGUUUGACACUAAUGAGUACUACGUGAGAGUGAUUAAUGGGUUCACUGACAAUUCCUCUGUGCCUUUGGUGAUUUGGUGUUCUUCGGAGGAGAUGGAUCUGGGUGGGCGUGCCUUGCAAGAACAUGAUGACUUUAGCUGGGUGAUGAGACCUGGUUUUUGGAGCAGCAACCGCAUGAAGUGUACCAUGAAAUGGGACAACAUAAGGAAGAGUUUUGAGGCAUUUAAGGCUUCUAGAGACACACAACGUUGCGGCCCUCUUAGGAUGUGCUCUUGGAUGGUUACACAAAAUGGGUUCUAUUUUAGCAAUGAUGAAGUUAAUUGGAGAAAGGACUUCUUGUGGUGA
Abrus precatorius (Indian licorice) is the source of this 426-nucleotide messenger RNA. RefSeq names its product S-protein homolog 5. The coding region runs from base 55 to 426 and encodes 123 amino acids. NCBI's taxonomy places the organism in Eukaryota, Viridiplantae, Streptophyta, Magnoliopsida, Fabales, Fabaceae. The record is from RefSeq and is a predicted model, not a curated record. The transcript has a single exon.